AAAUAACAAUUACUUUGUCAACAGUCCUUCGCUCUUAUAACUGCAUGCGUAGUGCUACCUUUCUAUCGAAAUGCGCAGUGGUCUUUUAUAAAACAUGAAGAGAAGACAGCUCUUGGCUGUAUUUCUGGCUGUCGUGGGUCUGUGUGGAACUAUUCUGGUCUGUGCUCUGCCUAUGUGGAAAGUGACUGCGUUCGUGGGAGCCAAUAUUGUGACGGCACAGGUUUACUGGCAGGGUUUGUGGAUGAACUGUGUUCUGCAGAGCACCGGUCACAUGCAAUGCAAAGCAUUUGACUCCAUCCUGGCUCUGACUCAAGAUCUCCAAGCAGCUCGAGCACUAAUCUGUGCUUCUAUCGGUGUAAGCGUGGUUGCCAUUGGAUUGACAGUUGUUGGGGCUGAGUGCACUAAUUUCUACAGAGACAGGCGGUUAACCAAAGACAAAAUUGGAAUAACAGCUGGGGUGGUAUUUAUUAUCGCAGGUGUGUUGUGUCUCAUUGCUGUGAGCUGGUCGGCAUAUGUCAUCAUUGUGGAGUUUUAUAAUCCUCUGGCAACGGAUAGAAGAGGAGAACUGGGAGCCUCGAUCUAUGUAGGAUGGGUGGCCGGUGUUCUCCCAAUCGUAGGUGGUGGAUUGCUCAUCAGCACAUACUCCAACCGAUGCUGAAAACAUCUGUGAGAAAAACCUCAAGUGACUCCGAAAGAUACUUCAGAUUACUGUGACGUGGGAUGGUCUCGUGUCUUUUCUCAGUGGACUUAUUCCAUAUUCAUGAUGCACCAAAUCUAAAGACUGCUUCAUGCUUAUACAAAUAUGCCAAAUUGAUUCUGUGUUAUAGAUUGAUUUUUUUUAGCACUCACUCAUGUGUAAUCCAAUGAAUCAUUUCAAUAUAUAUAUAAAGAAUGUUUCCUUGCUAUUGUUCUAAAAAAUUGCACUUAAUAUGUCCUUUUUUAUUGUAGUAACUAGAAGUGCAUUGCUACUAUUCUACAUGUAAAAUACAAGAUUAUAAUUUGUGUUAUGUAUCAGAGCUGAAUAAUAGAGACUGCUUUAAAUGCUCCUUUAAAUGUUUACAUUUAAAAUAAAUGAAUUGUUUCACAAUA
Triplophysa dalaica is the source of this 1089-nucleotide messenger RNA. RefSeq names its product claudin 28 (gene cldn28). The coding region runs from base 95 to 658 and encodes 187 amino acids. Gene Ontology annotation, biological process: cell adhesion; bicellular tight junction assembly. Gene Ontology annotation, molecular function: structural molecule activity. Gene Ontology annotation, cellular component: bicellular tight junction; plasma membrane. NCBI's taxonomy places the organism in Eukaryota, Metazoa, Chordata, Actinopteri, Cypriniformes, Nemacheilidae. The record is from RefSeq and is a predicted model, not a curated record. The transcript has a single exon.